UCGAAGCGCAGGCAAUUGACGUCACUGAAAGCGCCAGCUUGAGCGGCGAGAGGCGUCGCGCUGCGACGUUUGUCGGCCAUGGAGGCUCUGACGGGUAUCUCCAAGCAAGGCAUCCGUGAACAAAUUUGGGACUAUAUGGAAUCACAUGAUUUAGCUGACUUUCCCAGACCUGUUCAUCACAGGAUUCCCAACUUUAAGGGGUCUUACCUGGCUUGCCAAAGCAUCAAAGAUCUGGAAGUCUUUGCUGGGACACAGGAGGUGAAAGUGGACCCUGAUAAGCCCCUGGAAGGUGUCCGGUUGCUGGCACUACAGAGCAAAAAGACCCUGCUGGUCCCAACACCACGACUGAGGACAGGGCUGUUUAAUAAGAUCACACCACCUCCUGGAGCCACUAAAGACAUACUGAGGAAAUGUGCCACCUCCCAGGGUGUGCGGAACUUCAGUGUCCCUGUGAGCUUGGAUUCCAGUGUCCUCGUGGAUUUAAUUGUGGUGGGAUCUGUUGCUGUGUCUGAGAAAGGCUGGCGAAUUGGGAAGGGAGAAGGCUAUGCCGAUCUUGAAUAUGCCAUGAUGGUGUCGAUGGGAGCUGUCCACGAAGGGACACCGGUUGUCACCAUUGUCCAUGACUGCCAGGUCGUUGACAUCCCUGAGACUCUUCUGGAGGACCAUGAUCUCACCGUCGACUACAUCAUCACUCCUACCAGGGUCAUUGCUACAGGCUGCACACGCCCAAAGCCAACAGGGAUCAUCUGGUCCAAGGUCAGUGGUGAGAUGCUUACGAAAAUCCCAGUACUCAGGAGCCUCCGUGAGCGAGAGAAGCGGGCCGGGAAGGAUGUCGCUCUUCAAGCUGAGCCUGACAGCCAGUGCCCAGCUCCAAGCACUAUCAGGAGACCCCGGGAUAUACCACAGUCACACGCAGGUGCCCUAGGAAGGUCCCACAGCCCCCUGCAGGGGGUGGACACCCAACUAGCUGCCACUGUGCGUGUGGAAAACCUGCCCUACGAUGCUCGUGUACGUGAGCUGAAGAGAGCACUCCAGGAGCUGGGGGCAGUGCCCCUGAGGCUUACCUGGCAGGGGCCCCAGCAUAGGGCCAUUCUACACUAUGCAGACUCAGCUGCUGCCCAGCAGGCUGCCUCCCGCCUUCAGGGCCUACAUCUAGGUGCCAACACCUUGAGGGUGGCACUGGGGCAGCAGAGGGAUACGUGACCUGGUGAGCAGCCUUCAGCAGAAGAGCCAUGCCCUCUCUGUUGUUGGGAUAUCUCUGGCAUGUGACAAUUUGCCACUGAUGGUAGCCUGCUGCUCUGUGAGGCCUAUGCUGUCUUCCUGGGAAGAGCCAAACUUUCCUGAUGGGUAGGGAUGUGUAGCAAGCAACACAGCCCAACUCUCAGGAUCCUGCGAGCUCUUACUCAUUCUGACCCAUUCCAGUUCCGGUUGUGAAGUCCAUGUGACGCUCUCUGGGUGCAGAAGGUUUAGGGACUGAGCAGCAGGGACAAGGGGUAGAGAAUGGAGACCUGAUUUAGGAUAGGAGAGAAAGUAACAGGCCCGCAGAGAAGAGGCCAGGGCAAGGAUCGAGGGCAGGCAGCAGAGCCAGAAGGCUGUCCUUGUGAUCACUGCAGACCCCCAGUCCAGCAGAACAGGAGAGGGGAGCACGGACAUACCACAGUGUGCACUUGUGUGGUCAUGUCUACCCAGGCUGUACAGCUGUAAGUCAACAGGCUUAGGGCUUCACUGUCCCUAGGGGAGGAUGGGGAGGAGGAGGGGGAGCACUUGUGCCAUGGAUCCUAGGCAGAAGUCAAAAUAAGCAUUUACGUAGAGAGUUUGAUUCAUUCAAAUGUACAUGCCUGAGAAGUUUCUUAUUUUUACCAAUGAGUCUUCCACAAUGUCCAUUAACAUUGUCCUCUGCCCCAGAAGGGCAGGCCUUGUUCCCAUAUUUUUUGUUUGUUUGUUGCUUUAUUUAUUUUUUUUUUCAAGACAGGGUUUCUCUGUGUAGCCCUGGCUGUCCUGGAACUCACUCUGUAGCCCAGGAUGGCCUUGAACUCACAGAGAUCCACCUGCCUCUGCCUCCCGAGUGUUGGGAUUAAAGGCGUGAGCCACCACGACCCAGCCUUGUUCACAUAUUAAAGAAAAAAAAAAAUCGGUGACACACGUCUCCUUGCAGGGACCCAGCCUUAGAAAACUGCUAGAGCCAGGCGAUGAUGGUGCACACCUUUAAUCCCAGCACUCCGGAGGCAGAGACAGGUGAAUUUCUAUGAGUUCAAGUCCAGCCUGGUCUACAGAGCAAGUUCCAGGACAGGCCCCAAAGCUACAGAGAAACCCUGUCUCGAAUAAACCAAGAGAGAACACUGUGCUAGUUCAGUAAUCCCUUCCAAGUUGUCACAGGUGCUAUGAGGAGUGGACAUGGGAAGCAGGCCUCGAGCUGUGCUGGCCUCUGGCCUUGCACCUGCUGGCCUGGCCUUCCCUUCUCACUCCUCCCCAGCACAGCCACUGGCCAUUCCAUCCUCUCCCUGCUCUGCUUUCCCCAGGGUUCUGCCUGCAUUUGGGUCCUCGACUGCCAUUUGUGUCCCUUUUAGCAUUGAUGUUCCCCGUGGGACUGCGGCUGCAGGUUAGCAGCAUGGAGCUGUCUUUACCCUCUUGCUGCAGACCAGCAGGGCAUGAGCAACUCAGGAAAUCCCAUGUUAUGUGAGCUGUCCAUCAGAGCUGGGAAAUGGGGAGAUGACCCUUACCCAAAAAUCAGCCAAGCCUGACUCCAGUCAAAUGAUCACUCAGGUCACCCAAAUGGUAUGGCCCUCUUGUUGCUUGGGGCCAGAAUAAUCCAGAUGUGUUGACACAUAAUCUGAGCCACUUGUGUAUUUGUGUAAAGUGGCAUCAGCACUGAAGCCCGGGUGCCCUUGGUCUCAGCCCUGGUGGAUGCUGCAGGGCGUACCCUGUCUCAGGAUGCCUUCAAGUCUUGUUCCCCAGGUGGCUGGUGAGCCACAGGUGACCAAGUCAUUGCUUCCUUUGUUGCUGUGAUUGAAUAGCACAUAAUAAAAAAUGGACAGAAAGAA
Molecule: messenger RNA, 3041 nt
Organism: Peromyscus eremicus (cactus mouse)
Lineage: Eukaryota; Metazoa; Chordata; Mammalia; Rodentia; Cricetidae
Gene: Mthfsd
Product: methenyltetrahydrofolate synthetase domain containing
Exons: 8
Coding region: 79-1203 (374 amino acids)
Cellular component (GO): cytoplasm
Molecular function (GO): nucleic acid binding
Source: RefSeq, a predicted model, not a curated record